Messenger RNA from Galleria mellonella (greater wax moth), 1645 nucleotides. RefSeq names its product protein mab-21 (gene mab-21). The transcript has a single exon. The record is from RefSeq and is a predicted model, not a curated record. Bases 109 to 1206 code for a protein of 365 amino acids. NCBI's taxonomy places the organism in Eukaryota, Metazoa, Arthropoda, Insecta, Lepidoptera, Pyralidae.
GACGGGUGAUCCGACAUGGCUCAGUCGGUAGAGAACCGCGUGCCGCGCGCGUGCGUACACCGCCGCCGUACGAUGUGCACCGCGUAGACACAACAAGAGACAGCCACCAUGCUAGUGCCCCCGGAGAUGAUGGCGGCACAAUCCAAACUAGUCUACCAGAUGAAUAAAUACUACAACGAACGCGUUGCCAACCGGAAGGCGCAAAUCGCCAAAACCAUACACGAAGUCUGUAGAAUCGUGCAAGAUGUCCUCAAGGAGGUGGAACUUCAAGAGCCGAGAUUCAUUUCUUCGCUCACGGAUUACAACGGACGCUUCGACGGCCUCGAGGUGGUGUCGCCUCAUGAGUUUGAAAUCGUCAUUUAUCUAAAUCAAAUGGGUGUUCUAAAUUUCGUAGACGACGGCUCUUUACCUGGGUGUGCUGUUUUGAAACUCAGCGACGGCAGGAAGCGAUCCAUGUCCCUGUGGGUGGAGUUCAUCACCGCUUCAGGAUAUCUAUCUGCGAGGAAGAUCCGGUCGAGGUUCCAGACUCUAGUCGCUCAAGCUUGUGACAAGUGUUCGUACAGGGAUUGUGUGAAAAUGAUCGCUGAAACGACUGAAGUGAAAUUGCGCAUUCGAGAAAGAUACAUAGUUCAAAUAACUCCGGCUUUUAAAUGUGCGGGACUAUGGCCUAGAUCAGCGGCGCAUUGGCCCCUACCAGCUAUACCCUGGCCCCAUCCAAAUAUAGUCGCUGAAGUAAAGACAGAAGGUUUCGAUUUAUUAUCUAAAGAAUGUCUCGCUCUGCAAGGAAAGAAUUCCGCUAUGGAAGGUGACGCUUGGGUUUUAAGUUUCUUUGAAGCUGAGAACCGUCUCCUCCAGGGCGGUUGUAGGCGGAAAUGUUUGAGCAUUCUUAAGACUAUCAGAGACCGGCAUUUAGACUUACCCGGUAAUCCGGUUACCUGUUAUCACAUGAAGACCCUGCUCUUAUACGAAUGCGAGAAACAUCCGAGAGAGCACGAAUGGGAUGAGGCUGCAAUAGGGGAUAGAAUUAAUGGAAUCUUUCUCCAGUUGAUAUCUUCGCUUCAAUGCCGCAGGUGUCCUCAUUACUUCCUGCCACACGUGGACUUAUUCAAGGGAAAAUCCCCGACGGCACUGGAGAACGCUGCAAAGCAGGUGUGGAGGUUGACGAGGGAAAUGUUGACCAACUCCAGGGCAUUCGAAAAGUUGUGAACUCGGCUCCUAGAGUUGUGUGAUUGAAUAGGUGAAGUGAUUUACCGUUAAUAUUAAUAAUCAUUCUCGAGUCAUUUACGUAGAUUAGGGGCAAAGUUGAAGCAUUUCUUUGUGUUGGAAUCCAAUAGGAAAAGUAGUGACUAAAUUCGUAUGCAGAGACCGAGUGUGACGAAGUAUAUGUAUACGCGAUUCUGGUUAGUGAACUUGUCAGAUAUUCCAUAUGGAUCGGACAGACUGUAAGUAGAAGUGAUACUACUAAUAAAAUAGGACAUUUUCAAAUAUUAAUUUGUGAUAUAAUGUAAAUAAUUUUUAUCGUUGUACAAUUUUAGUGAUAUAUUUAAUUUAAACAUCGUGUAUUUAUUUGACUGAAUCUUAUAAAGUAGGAAUACCUAAUACCUAUAAUCUAUAGUAAAAUAAAUAAUUUCAAAUUUUAAACAAA